Messenger RNA from Nezara viridula (southern green stink bug), 2049 nucleotides. Lineage: Eukaryota; Metazoa; Arthropoda; Insecta; Hemiptera; Pentatomidae. The record is from the annotation of a GenBank genome assembly.
AUGUCCCCUUCUCUUUCCAAUAAUCUUACACUUCCUCUUCCACCAACUUCUUCCCCUCACCAUUCUGAUUACUCUGAAUCAGAUCGCUUGAAUGAGCACAUACUUCCUUGUCCACUAAUGGCUCCCCAUGUUGCUGCACAUUCUCCUCCACCAUCUCCUUCCCAUUCUCUUUCCUCUGAAUCUAAUCGUUCAAGCGAUCAUACACUUCCUCGUCCACCAACUCCUUUCCUUACCCAUACUCAUUCCCUUUCACCAUCUUCCUCUCCCCAUUCUCUUUCCUCUGAAUCAAAUCCAUCCUGUUAUUGUAUAUUUUCUUCUCCAUUAACUCCUUCCCCUACCCUGACACAUUCUCAUCAAUCAACAUCUUCCCCUCACCAUUAUCUAUCCUUCAAAUCAGAUCGCUCUAAUGACUGUCCACUAACUGUACCUCCUGCCGGUACACAUUCUCUUCAAUCAUCUUCCCCUCAACAUUCUCUUUCAUCUGAAUCAAGUCGCUCAAGCGACCAUACACUUCCUCGCCCAUUAACUCCUUCCCCUACUCAUAAACAUUUCACUCCACUAAACUUUUCCCCUUGCCUUUCUCUUUCCUCUGGAUCAGAUCGGUGGAGCGACCAUACUCUUCCUCGCCCAUUAACUCCUUCCCCGACUCGUAAAUAUUUCACUCCACCAAACUUUUCCCCUUGCCUUUCUCUUUCCUCUGGAUCAGAUCGGUGGAGCGACCAUACUCUUCCUCGCCCAUUAACUCCUUCCCCGACUCGUAAAUAUUUCACUCCACCAAACUUUUCCCCUUGCCUUUCUCUUUCCUCUGGAUCAGAUCGGUGGAGCGACCAUACUCUUCCUCGUCCAUUAACUCCUUUACCUACUAUUCCUUCUCUUCCCCCAAUUUCUUCCCCUCCCCAUUCUAUUUCCUCUGAAUCGGAUCGCUCUAGCGACCGUACACUUCCUCGUCCACUAACUCCUUCCCCCAUCCGUAAAAAUUUCACUCCAACAACUUCUCUCCAUUACCGUUCCCUUUCCUCUGAAUCGGAUCGAUCUAGCGACCGUACACUUCCUCGCCCACUAACUCCUUCCCCCAUCCGUAAAAAUUUCACUCCAUCAACUUCUCUCCAUUACCGUUCCCUUUCCUCUGAAUCGGAUCGAUCUAGCGACCGUACACUUCCUCGCCCAUUAACUCCUUCCCCGACUCAUAAACAUUUCACUCCACUAAACUUUUCCCCUUGCCUUUCUCUUUCCUCUGGAUCAGAUCGGUGGAGCGACCAUACUCUUCCUCGUCAAUUGAAUCCUUUACCUACUAUUCCUUCUCUUCCCCCAAUUUCUUCCCCUCCCCAUUCUAUUUCCUCUGAAUCGGAUCGCUCUAGCGACCGUACACUUCCUCGUCCACUAACUCCUUCCCCCAUCCGUAAAAAUUUCACUCCAUCAACUUCUCUCCAUUACCGUUCUCUUUCCUCUGAAUCGGAUCGAUCUAGCGACCGUACACUUCCUCGCCCAUUAACUCCUUCCCCGACUUAUAAACAUUUCACUCCACUAAACUUUUCCCCUUGCCUUUCUCUUUCCUCUGGAUCAGAUCGGUGGAGCGACCAUACUCUUCCUCGCCCAUUAACUCCUUCCCCGACUCGAAAAUAUUUCACUCCACCAAACUUUUCCCCUUGCCUUUCUCUUUCCUCUGGAUCAGAUCGGUGGAGCGACCAUACUCUUCCUCGUCCAUUAACUCCUUUACCUACUAUUCCUUCUCUUCCCCCAAUUUCUUCCCCUCCCCAUUCUAUUUCCUCUGAGUCGGAUCGCUCUAGCGACCGUACACUUCCUCGUCCACUAACUCCUCCCCCCAUCCGUAAACAUUUCACUCCACCAAGCUUUUCCCCUCACCUUUCUCUGUCAUCUAAAUCAGAUCGGUGUAGCGACCAUACUCUUCUUCGUCAAUUGAAUCCUUUACCUACUAUUCCUUCUCUUCCCCCAAUUUUUUCCCCUCAUCAUACUCUUUCCUCUGAAUCGGAUCGCGGAUCACCAGUAAGUAUAUUCAUAUAUGGUAACAAACAUUUGAUAAUGAUUUAG